AUGUCGAAACAUGAAUUUAUUGAAAACAGUACUGCUAUUUCUAAUGACUUGCCAUCAACUAACUCAACUCGUCAUCAUGCGUGUCUCACACUUGAUCAGUCUGAUCGUCUACGACUCAUUCGAUUUCCGGCAACGACUAUCCACAUUGUUCGAAAGGCUAUUCUCGCUAGUUGGCCUCGUGGUUUACAAAACGAGAAAGAAUAUGCAGGUGCAUAUGAAUUCAAGUUUUGUGGAUAUCCUUGGCUCGGUCAAGGAAUCGAAGCAGUACAAUCUCGAGUUAUGAUGAUGUCAGUUUUAUCAGCUUUGUAUCAUCAAGGUUGGUAUAUUGUGGCGUCAACGGAUGUUUCCAAAAAACAACACGAUAAGGAUUUACUGAUUUUUCAACUCGGUGUUCCUCCUCCAACAACAUCAUUUUUUGCUGUUUCAUUCAAUGAACGAGAUAAAUUACGUUUAAUUGGUGCUCCAUAUGAAGUAAUAUCUGCAGUUCAGGAAAUUAUUGGUACAAAUGAUAUUAGACAUGAAAAAUGGAUUUAUUCAGAGACAGCUUAUCAGUUUAAAUUGCAUAAUCGUCCAUGGACAGCCAUUGAUUACAAAAUGGUUACUAGUCGAAUGGAACUUCUUGAGUUACUCGACUGUUUUGAAUCACUCGGUUGGGAAUUAUAUGCAAGCAUUAAUUUGAGUACAGGUCAUGAAGGUUCUCAUACUGACACUUGGUUUUGUCGUCGAAGUAAUCGAUGA
Rotaria sp. Silwood2 is the source of this 738-nucleotide messenger RNA. The record is from the annotation of a GenBank genome assembly. Lineage: Eukaryota; Metazoa; Rotifera; Eurotatoria; Philodinida; Philodinidae.